GUCUAGCUGUCAUACCAAACGACGGACGACUGUGAUGUUCCAAUAUGUCCCCGGMUAAUAUGAUAUUGUUUCGCMAUGGCAACUGAUAGUCGACAGUACUACCCGUUUGCCGCCAUAGUUGGCCAGGAAGACCUAAAGCUAUGCUUGGUGUUGUGUGCGAUUGACCCAACGAUUGGCGGGGUCCUCAUUCGAGGCGACAAAGGCACAGCGAAGAGUAAGUUAAUCAUCGUAGCAAUCUAAWCMUCUCAAGUAACAUCCUUAGAAUUUCAAGCAUGGAUAUGAGAUUAAUCCAUCCGCAUCCUUCGGGAUUUACCACAAGGGCAUCGCAUUGCAUUCCUACUCAAUCUCCAAAUGAUCCUUAAAAACAUAUGUUAGAACGGCGUUUCAUUGUUGCCGAGAUCAUUCUUAAUUGAAUCAUGCUGAUGGAUAGAUUGAAUAGAGCGACCUUGUGAUGUGACGAUGCGAUAUGUUCUGUUCCAUGUUCUACGAAACCAUUCACCUCCCAAAUGAUCCACUAAAAAACAUAUGUUAGAACGGUGUCCAAUAGUUGCCGACAACCACUUCUAGUUGAUGAUGGGCGUGCUGAAUGGAUAAGGGCAUUCGUCUUGUUCGUUAUACAUGACUCGGAUUCAAACUUACCCACUAGCCAUGCUAUCCAACGUUUUCGAAUUCCUCCUCUCAGGUACCGCUGCAAGGGGCCUAGCAAAGCUCUUGCCACCCAUUCGGGUGGCCAGAGAUUCACUGUCGGGUGCACUCGAUCCCUACAACCGCGACCCCGACACCKYCUCUGAUGCCUCGGAGGCAUCCGCCGGGGAGAUUCCCACCCCGUUUGUAGAUCUCCCUAUCGGUGCCACCGAGGACCGCGUUCUGGGCUCGAUCGAUUUUUCCGCCACCCUCAAGAAGGGCGGCGAGCCCGUCUUUUCGCCAGGGCUUCUGGCCUCGGCCAACCGGGGAAUCCUGUACAUCGAUGAGGUGAAUCUGCUGCCCGCCCACCUUGUAGACGUCCUGCUCGAUGCCUCGGCCUCGGGGGUCAACACCGUGCAGCGRGAGGGGCUUGCCGUCUCCCACCCGGCRAGGUUUGUGCUGAUCGGCACMAUGAAUCCCGAGGAAGGGGACCUUCGACCGCAGCUCGUCGAUCGGUUCGGGCUGAUGUGCGACGUACUGGCUCCGAUGGAURUAUCCACCCGGUCCUCUGUGGUCCGGCAGCGCAUCGCCUUUGAGGGAAACCCGGUUGGUUUCCGGGAAAAGUGGCAAGAAUCGGAGCGAGAACUGUCGGAGCGCAUCCUGGCAUCGCGGCAACGCUUGGUUCAAAUGGAGUUUCCUGGCGGGCUUCUCGAUGCGAUCAGCUCGAUCUGCGUUGAAUUCCGGGUCGCGAGCCUGCGGGCRGACAUUACGCUUUACAAGACCGCGGCAGCGCUUGCGGCCUGGCACGGCAGAACAGGGGUAGAGAAAGACGACAUCAAGCAGGCCGCCAAGUGGGUUCUAGCCCACAGGAAGCAGCGGAAUCCUUUCGAUGCCCCACCUCCUCCUCCACCACCGCAUGCGAAUGACAAGAGCAACAACAGUCUGGAGGAUGACCUGAUGGAUCGCAUUCUCGGUUCCCAACCUCCACGAGCCGAAGGCGAUAGCAACCACGAAACGGAAGAGAAUCCACAGCAGCCACAGGAAGCCGAAACGGACGACAACGAGGAUCCGGAUGGUUCCGAACCCAACUCCAACGAAGACAGCAACAGCAACGGCGACGGCGACGGCGACGGCGACGACGAAAGAAUGGGCGAGGAAAACCUGCAUACCUUCACCGCCAGCAAACCCGAACAAACCAAGCGGCUCCAGCUCGGGAAACAAACGGCCAAAGGCCAAGCCGGAACGGGCCGGCGUCGUGCUCCCCCCAGCAGCAACAYCCAGCGAACAGGCCGCUACGUCCGGGCCCUGCCGACCGACAAGCCCACCGACUUGGCCCUGGAUGCAACCCUCCGUUCGGCGGCCGCAAACGGCCUAGAUGCCGAGACGGGGAUGCCAAUCGUCCACCCCGAAAACUACCGGAGAAAGGUCCGCCAGUCUCCCACCGAUACCCUUGUUUUGUUCGUGGUGGACGCCUCGGGGUCCAUGUCGGCCCGCAAACGGAUGGAAACCGUAAAGGGGGCCGUCCUAGCCCUGCUCACGGAUGCCUACCAGCAGAGGGAUCGCGUCGGGGUCAUUUCCUUUCGCGGGAUCAAGGCCGAGGUGCUCCUGGAGCCCACCGUUAGCGUCGAGCUCGCGGAGCGGAGGCUCCAGCGGCUCCCCACCGGCGGACGAACCCCGCUGGCCCACGCGCUGUCGCUCGCACACGACACCUUGCAACGCUCGCACCGAAACGAACCGGACCUUGCCGUCCUGCUGGUCGUGCUGAGCGAUGGCAAGGCCAACGUUCCCCUCCCGGGGGAUGGGAGCGACAGCGAUGUUUGGGGCCAAACGGAACAAGUCGCACGGAAGCUGGCCUCCCUCGCCGUCCCGACCCUCUUCCUCGACACCGAUGCGGGCCACGUUCGGGUCGGCCGGGGCGGGGAGCUGGCGAAAGUCCUCCGGGCCGAUUACCUGCGGCUCGAGGACCUGGGUGCGGACGGAUUGGCCUACACGAUUCGACAGGCCAGGGACUGAGAAGCRGUGGUUUGGCACCGGUUUCGUACCGGACRCUUCAGGGGACGAAAUGGCACCACCGCCAUCGAUGCAAAAACUARAAAUUGCCGUAGAUUUCAAUCUUCAUGUGCAGCACCAWUGCRAAAUACAAUCAAGUUGAUAUUCUCUCAUCUCCAAGUAUUUUUGUGCGAGUGGACUGUUGCACWUCAYUUCGCAGACCAAGCACGGAGGUCGGCUUAACUUUUUUCAGUAGAAAGACGAAUGCGAAAUUUGAAGCAAGAAGUAUACGUACAACUCCAAAUCAGAAUGAAACAAAUUUUCUCCA
Pseudo-nitzschia multistriata is the source of this 2941-nucleotide messenger RNA. The record is from the annotation of a GenBank genome assembly. Lineage: Eukaryota; Bacillariophyta; Bacillariophyceae; Bacillariales; Bacillariaceae.